Molecule: messenger RNA, 963 nt
Organism: Wyeomyia smithii (pitcher-plant mosquito)
Lineage: Eukaryota; Metazoa; Arthropoda; Insecta; Diptera; Culicidae
Product: mitotic spindle assembly checkpoint protein MAD2A-like
Exons: 2
Coding region: 193-786 (197 amino acids)
Biological process (GO): mitotic spindle assembly checkpoint signaling
Cellular component (GO): kinetochore; cytoplasm; nucleoplasm
Source: RefSeq, a predicted model, not a curated record
UGAUUGUUCAUAAUGCACGGAACCGAACGCGGCUAGACGUGGGAACACAGUGAAAAGAAACGUCUAUUGUGUGCGAAAAAACGUGGUGCGUUGAGAACAGUAUUAAUUAUAAUUAUAAAUAUCGACCGAUUUAAAGUAUUUGUGCAGUAUUUUUGUUUGUUAGUUCGAAUAAAAAUCCGGAGUGCAUCAAUAAUGGCAACCUAUACCCGAAAUGCAAUCACACUCGAAGGUUCGGCUGCUAUUAUUACGGAUUAUCUGAAGUACGCCAUAAACGCGAUCAUUUUCCAGCGAGACAUUUACCCUCCAGAACAGUUCAAUAGUGUGCAGCAAUACGGGUUAACCAUCCUGAUGUGGAAGAAUGAUAUGUUUAACUCUAAACUACAGGGCUUUCUCUUGGAGGCGCGAGCAUUGCUGACCCGAAAUGAGAUCGAAAAAAUAACGCUGACCAUUGAAAACAUGCUCACGUCGGAGGUGCUUGAGAAGUGGGAGUUUACGGUGCACAGUGAAUCACCGAUUGGAACCACCUCGAAGCCGUUGAAAAAAAUCAAAGCAGACAUUCGGAUCGUGUUGCGUCAGAUUGCGGCCACCAUCAGUUAUCUGCCCGCGCUUGAAUGCAGUUGCAAGUUCGAUUUGUCAAUAACAGUGCCGAAAGGCUGUCAUAGCCUGGACCAUUGGAUAACAGUCCCUGUGGUGCAUAUUCUAAAUGCUCAAACCGUUCAGCUGAAAUCGUUUUCCACCGGGCUGCAGAAGGUCGAUACGAUCGUGGAAUACAAGCUGACAGACUGAGGGGACGAGUUUCUGGUUCCAUCUUCUGGAACUGGAAGGUGUGUGAUUUACGAAAUUUGUGUGUGUGUGUAUGUUUGUUAAGUUUUUAAUUUGAACAAUUAUAACAUGUGUUUUAAGUUUAUUAAAUCAAAUAAGAAUAUUAUAUUGGAUAUUAAAAAAUAACCCGCAUACUGUGGA